AUGGCUAUUCCUACUUCUUUUGAUGCGGUCAAGUUGCACCUGGAAAAAGUCCAGCAGGAUCCAUCUACCCCACUCGAUGUUUCUCUGAUCGACCGAUUAAAGCUUCAACUUAUCCACGGAGUUGACACCACAGUCCCCGCUACUCUCUUAUCUACGAUAUCAGCUUUACUGCCUGUGUUGCAGGAAGAUCCGACACCUCUCACUACUCUUGCUAUCAAAGCUACGAGUUAUUUUAGCUUCGCCGAUCUGCGUUCCAUCCAGCCACCCAUUAAUCUCAUCGCUGGCUUCAAAGCCCCUUCUGAGCCGGUUAACCUUCUCGCCUUGUCUUUGUUGAGCAAAGCAGGACAAAGACCUAGCGAUGCUGCUAUAGUCGCAGGUGAUCCAAGCCUCGUUUCCUCUCUGGUGGAAUUAUGGCUGUCGACCUCCUCUACUUCGGUUGCUCAAGCGGCCCUCGAGACAUUGUGGACCCUAUUGGAGGCCGAUCUGGCCGGCCCCCUCGACAUGGCCGAACAUGAUCCCGCCGGGGAAGAGGGACAUGCUGGUCAAGGUCUCAUGUGGAGAAGGGUAUUCACUGACAAAGAUGUAUAUGCUCUUUUAUUCGGUCUCUGCAGCCUCCAGGACGGUGCACCCGGCGAUUUGACGAAGCGUGAGCGGACCUUGGCCCAAGGAAGGUUGAUGAGCUUCCUAGUGAAAGCCGGUCGUAUCCGUUGGGAUAUCAUUUCCAAAUCUCACAUAUCAGAUAUUGAGGCUCAAUAUAACAGCCAAAGCCUGGUUCACUUCGCCGCGAGUCAAAUGGUCGACCGGGGCGACGUCCUAAUGCAUAUGACUCUAUUGGGAUUCUUCCGCGACCUGCUGGAACUCGAAGCGCCCGGGUUAUCUGCUCGAACCUAUGUUCACUCCGGGUCAACGUUCUCAUCUCCAGCUCUCGACUUCCUCAUUUCAGAAAAGCGCCAUUCUCAGAUACUGGAAUAUUACCUUGAUGAUUCCAAGCUUGAUCCAGUGGAUCAGAUCUACCUUUCUGGUCCGGUCAUGGCUUACGUGGCGAGAUAUGCCGAAUUCUACCCCAACCACCUACUUCAAAACCCGUCUACCCUUCUCGACGGCAUUAUUUCGCGUAUUUCACGGGCCCUUGCUAUCCCAACUGCACAGUGGGCUCAUGGUGAAGCUCCCACUGGUCACAUGGCUAUCCUUGCCUGUCUGCCUCGAGUUCUACUCAUUGAAGCUGGAAAGCACGGUGCAAAUCCUCUGUUGAGCAUCCCGUCUAAUCCUCCCAAUGGAGAGGCUUUAGAUGUGCUGGGUAAGGUCUUCCAGGGACCGUCCCGAACUCACGACUCGGAUUCAAUGGAUUUGAACACCUCGGGCCAAACUCCAACCGACUGGCACCAUGAGGCGGCUGCGGCUCGAAUCCUUUACUUCCUUUAUCUCAAUGAGCACUCGACAUUCUGGAAUGAUGUUGUCAACGCCGCGGAUGUCCUCGUUAUGAAGGAUGUUGCCCUCUCUGCGAUCGCUUUCAUGAAUUCUAUUGUCAAGGCUAACUGGCAACCGUUGCCCCCUGCAUCGCACGCCUCUGGAGCCUCAUCUCGUUUCAGACUCCCAUCAGAAGAGAGUCUGGGACAACUCUCUCCCGCUGCAAGUGGACUUCUUCCUCUUUCUGGUCCUUGGGCCGUUCUCACCCCACCCGCCUUGACCACGCUCCUCCCUUACCUGUUCAAGCCCCCCUCGAUCAUACGCGGAGUUUGUAGGAGGAGGUGCUGGUGA
Penicillium manginii is the source of this 1758-nucleotide messenger RNA. RefSeq lists its product as uncharacterized. Lineage: Eukaryota; Fungi; Ascomycota; Eurotiomycetes; Eurotiales; Aspergillaceae. The record is from RefSeq and is a predicted model, not a curated record. The transcript has a single exon. The coding region runs from base 1 to 1758 and encodes 585 amino acids.